GACGGAAGGGAAACCCAACAGAUAUUCGAUCAGGUGUCUGUCAUGAAGAUACGUAAUUUAGACAGUCAGAAAUCAACACCAGGUUGAAUUCAAGCAUUAAAUAGAAGGGAAGUAACUCGUAAGUAAUUAAACUCUGCUGGAUUCUGGCGCGGAAAAUUUUGAAUCCUUUAAACGUUACUGGAACAUAAACAAUGAAAAGUACCAAAGAAUUAGCCAGAGAGCUUGGCUUCCUUCGAAAACGUCUUCUAACAUCCCCAGCAAACAAAAAGGUGAAACGGCAUAAAAUAAAACAAACCUUCGAUUAUCUGAUAGUGAUGGAUUUUGAAUCAACAUGCUGGAGUGACACGAAACUGAAGCCACAAGAAAUCAUUGAAUUUCCUGCCGUGCUACUCAAUACUUCUACAGGAAUAAUUGUUGCUGAAUUCCAACAAUAUGUUAUGCCUGAAGAAUGUCCCACUCUAAGUAAAUUUUGUCAAGAAUUAACUGGAAUUUCACAACAUCAAGUUGAUAAUGGAGUUCCAUUGAGAUUGUGCCUGAAAAUAUUUAAGGAUUGGCUUAAGAAACUUAGUCGAGAAAAAGGAAUCAAAUUUUCUCCAAUUCAAGAAGACCAAAGUGGCCUUACUACCUUUGUUACCUGGUCAGAUUGGGAUCUAUCAUUGUGUCUGAGAAAUGAAUGUCGCCGUAAACAGCUGUGGAAACCAGUGGAAUUGAACCAAUGGAUUGAUCUGAGGGCCACAUAUAAGAAUUUCUACAGCAGAAAACCUAAUGGUUUAAAUGGUGCUCUCCAAGAACUCGGUAUUUCAUUCCAAGGACGACAACACUCAGGUUUGGAUGAUGCCAGAAAUACAGCAUGUCUGGCCUGGAAAAUGAUCCAAGAUGGAUGCUUAAUGAAAAUAACUAAAACUCUGUCAGAGAAUCCAAAGUCCUCAGUGCCAAAUAAAAAUAUCAACAGUUUUACUCUAACCAAAGAAAAGCAAAAGACUGUCACACUACAUACUGCACAAACUAAGAUCUCUGGUGGUGGUAAUAAUAAUAAUAAUAAUAAUAAUAACAACAACAACAAGAAUUGUAAUAAUAGCAACAGCAAAGAUGAUAUUUUUAAACAGCCUUUGCCUGUUAUGGAAGCUUCUUCUUUGGAUAAGUUUCACAUUGUUAAUACUUUACAUCAGAACAAGCCACAAUUUAACACACCCAGAGCCCAAUUUCAGGAAUUUACUAAGCAUGUGCCUACUGUUCCUGCAAAAUCUUUCAUAAAUAACCUAUCAUCAUCGUCAGGAACUGGAUCAUAUGCAAAAUAUAUAGAUCUCUCCAAAAGAAAUCCAGGUUCCGACAAAAGUAAUGUUAGUCUUGGCAGAAGCAAUUUAGGUCUCAAUAAAAGUAAUGGUUUUACCUCAACUUUUGUUGCAUCUAGCACUUCCUUAGAUGAUGGGGCAUUAAGCUCUUCCUCAAAGAGGGGAACAUGUAGCUUUUCCUCUUUUGUGACAUCAGACUCUACCUCAACUGUUGAAGUUUCAAGCUCUUCUUCAAAGAGUGUGGCAUCUAAUACUUCCUUAAAUGGUGGAGCAUCUAGCUCUUCCUCAAAUGGAUUUACUGGAAUAAAAUAUUCAUCAUGUUUCUCAGAAAAAAGCAAAAACUUUCCUGUUUAUAUUGAUUUGAACAAUUCAAAACGAGACUGGAAUUCUUCUAAAGUUCCAGAAAAUUGCAAGAAUAUUAACAAAAGGACAAAUAAUUCACGAGAACACUCCUCAAAUAAUCAAGAAGUCAAAUUACAAACAAAAGCAAAUUCUUCAUGCUCCAACUUAACUUCAAUCAAACCUUUCGAGACGCCACUAACUUUCAAAUAUUCAAAUAAAAAAUUCACAAAUUUCGCCAUUAAGGAAAUCACCAAUAUGACAGUAAUUCCUAAUGUCUGUGAUACGUCAUUGAAUAAAAGUUCAAGAAAUAUCACACCAAAUGUAAAUAAAGACUGUUCACUCAGUAAAUCAAUGAAAGCCACACCACCUUUAUGUAAAUGUGGUUGCCGCUCAAUGUUGCGCCUCUGCCAAAAGCCAGGUCUCAAUAUGGGACGGCAUUUUUACACUUGCCCCUUGAAGACAAGAUCAAAAAGUAAAAGGAAAAGUGGGAACCCAGUUGAACCUUGUAAUUUUUUCCAAUGGGAAUCACCAGUGUCUCUCCAUUCUUCAUUUCGUUCUUCACCAUUUUCUUCUUCCUCUGUUUCCAACCGUUCUCUCAACAUAUCUUCAACUACACGAAAUCUUUCGUUUGCCAAAACUGCCAAUCUUUCCACUGGUGAGACAUCACAAACACCUAAGUUCACAAAACAGACAAUACGACCAUGUCAGCUUAUUCCCUACAAAUAAACUGUCAACAUGUGGAAGUGAAGGUGGGGAUGAACAUAUAUUUUUUUAAAGCAUCAUGUCUGCUACUGGUUUUCACUCAGAUAUACACUGUGUAUGUGUUUAAUAUUAAUGCAUUUUAUUUUAAUUUUUUAAACUUUUCUCUCUCUCUCUUAACCUCUUUGUAUCUACAAUAAUAAUUUAUUUCUCUAUAAAUAAUAUAUUUAUUCAUUGUUCAAAGAAUACAUUUGCAUAUAUUAAAUACUAACACUUACUCAAUGAUAUCAUCAUCAUCAUUUAAUGUCUGUUCUCCAUGGGUUGGACGGUUUGACCGUUGCUGCUAAGUUAGAAGGCUGCAUGAGACUACAGUCUGAUUUGGCAUGAUUUUCUAUGCCUGGAUGCCCUUCCUAACACCAACCACUCCAAGAGUGUAAUGGGUGCUUUAACAUGCCACCAGCAUGGGUGCCAUUUGCAUGACACGUUUAUCUG
Messenger RNA from Octopus sinensis (East Asian common octopus), 2825 nucleotides. RefSeq names its product ERI1 exoribonuclease 2-like. The record is from RefSeq and is a predicted model, not a curated record. Gene Ontology annotation, molecular function: nucleic acid binding; 3'-5'-RNA exonuclease activity; zinc ion binding. Gene Ontology annotation, biological process: exonucleolytic trimming to generate mature 3'-end of 5.8S rRNA from tricistronic rRNA transcript (SSU-rRNA, 5.8S rRNA, LSU-rRNA). NCBI's taxonomy places the organism in Eukaryota, Metazoa, Mollusca, Cephalopoda, Octopoda, Octopodidae. The transcript has 9 exons. The coding region runs from base 192 to 2360 and encodes 722 amino acids.